Panicum virgatum (switchgrass) is the source of this 1907-nucleotide messenger RNA. RefSeq lists its product as uncharacterized. The transcript has 3 exons. Lineage: Eukaryota; Viridiplantae; Streptophyta; Magnoliopsida; Poales; Poaceae. Bases 146 to 1645 code for a protein of 499 amino acids. The record is from RefSeq and is a predicted model, not a curated record.
UUAGAGUUCGUGGGGCCCAGCUUAAUUCGGGUUGGGCUGCCAGCUUAAGCCUGAGCGGCGGCCGGGAGGCGCGAGAGCUGUGACGGCGGCGAGUAUUCUCUGGGCAACAACCUGCGCGAGAGCUGUGACGGAGGCGAAGAUCAAGAUGGAGAUCGCGACGGAGUCAAAGUCGGGGAGCAGGGACUCCGAUGCGGAGGUUGCGGGGUGUGAGAAGAGGAUGAAGGAAACAGAUUAUGAUUGGGAUGGAAGGUUAAAGUUGGAGAUUGAGUGGAAUCCGAUGAAGUUGCAGAUUCAGACUGUACAAGCCGAUAUGGAUCGGUUGAUGACGAGCGGUAAAGGGGAAGACGAAGGUGGAAUAGUGCAGUCGGAAGCCAAGACGUUGUUGGAAGAGAAUGGUAGAAUUGUGCAGAUGCUGCAGGGAAGCCUAAGCCCGCUUUUAGAAAAGAUAAACCAGCGAUUUGUGGAUCAUGAAGAGCUGGAUGGGAAGGACGCCUCGAAGAUGGAUUCGGCGAUGGGCAGCGGCCACGCCUCGAAGGUGGAUUCGGCGGUGGGGAACUCAAAGGAAGGCCACGCCACGAAGGUGGAUUUGGCGAUGAGGAACUCAAAGGAGGGCCUGGAAGGGGACAAGUCAGGGAAACGAAAAGUGUCAAAAAAGGAGGAAAAGUUGCAGAAGCAGUUGGAGCAGUAUGAGGAGUAUAGGAGGAAGAUGGCUGAGGAAGAGCUUCAUCGGGAUCCAGAGGAGCUAACAGACCCUUACGCCUGUCAAGCAAGGUUGUUUGAAAAAAGGUGGAACGAGCUCUAUCUGAAUCACUAUGGUCGCUUGGAAGACAACACAUCUAUCCCUUGCAAGCGGUAUACAGUUAAUCCUGCGCCAUGUGGUGGUCAGAAGUGCGAUACUCUGCAAGUGUUUUCUGUCAAGGUUGCAGAAUUAACAGGAGGUUUACAGUGGCCGCUCGAUGUGUUUGGUAUGGUAGCUCUGCGUGACAUGUUAGAUCACAACCGCAAUAUUAUCUUCAAGCGCGGAAGGGAUAACUGUCAAACUCUCACCGACGAGAAUCCAUAUUUAGUACUGUCUGGUCCUGUCCGUGGUGUUGUGUACACUGCUCCUGUGAUCUUUGAGGUAAGGUUGUCUGUGAGGGGCAUUACUGAGUCCGAUGACAAAGAAUUAAGCCUGCUAGCAGCUAGGCUCGUCAACCUCAGUUACAACCCACUGGAGUCACUUCUGAUUAAGAAGUCCUACACUAGCAGGCUUAGCACACUGGACUUCGAGCACGGCAAUAUUGUUUACUCUGUGGAAGCUACAAUCAGUGUGAAAGUGAUUUCUGGGCCACCUGAUGGUUUUUAUGGUGAGUUUGCUGCCGCUACAGACAGUUUAAAAUGUGAAAUCUUACUUCAUAGUUCUGGAUUUGAGGAACGACACCUUGCUGGUGAUGAGAUCAAGCUUUCAAGGAGUGUUGUUUCUGUUGAAAGCUUUGGAAAGCUGAUUGUUUCUGUUAGGGCUUCGGAUGGUUCUGUUACAUUGACGGGUACAAAGAAGUUCAGACCUCUGGAAAAGGGUAUAACGACUGGAAGGCUUCGUAUUGCUAAGUUGUGUCAAUUGGAAUUCACUGUGGCAUGGUCCCUUUUCUCUUAUUCGGGGACUUAGAUAGCUACAGUUUUAUUAGCUGCAAGGGAUGAUGUUGAAGGGGCGAUGCUUAGUACGUGGUGAUGAACCUGUAACUGUUGCUUUUUUUUUUUUUCAUUUCGUAGUGUCAAUUUGUACUGCUAGCUAUGACACUAGAAGUCUAGAACAUGUUUGCCUGUGGUUGGAAGCUAGAUAUGAUGUCGUUUAUCACCUCUGUUGUGUUCUGCACAAUGUAAUGAAUGAUUAAUACCCAAUUACCCAUGUUUGCCGCUUUGUUCUAUCA